AUGAAAACUGUAACAUGCACUGCUCCAGUAAAUAUUGCAGUUAUAAAAUAUUGGGGAAAGAAAGAUGAAGAUUUGAUUUUACCAACCAACUCCUCACUGAGUGCAACACUUGGUCAAGAUGAGCUCAGAGCAAAGACAACUGUUGCUGUUGAUUCAAGUUUCAAAGAGGAUAAGAUGUGGUUAAAUGGGAAGGAAGAAGGUGUUGUUUCUAAAAGAAUUCAGAAUGUUUUUAGAGAAACAAGAAAAAGAAAGGGAAACCAAGAUUCAGUAGAUGGUCUUAAUCAAAAAAUUCAUAUUUGUUCAGAAAAUAAUUUCCCCACAGCUGCAGGAUUAGCAUCAUCUGCUGCAGGAUAUGCCUGUUUAGUAUAUUCUCUGAGCAAGUUGUUUAAUGUUCAAGGAGAAAUUUCUGAUAUUGCCAGACUAGGAUCAGGCAGUGCUUGUAGAAGUAUUUAUGGUGGGUUUGUAGAAUGGCAGAUGGGAAGCUUGUCUGAUGGAUCAGAUUCUAUAGCUAAACAAGUAACACAUGAUCAUCAUUGGCCAGAAAUGUGUAUUUUAGUUUUAGUGGUGUCUGAUCAAAAGAAACAUACUGGUAGUACUCAAGGAAUGCAGAUCAGUGUACAGAACAGUACCUUAUUACAGAAACGUAUAGAAAUUGUACCUAAUAGAAUCAAAAAUAUAACAAAAGCUAUUAUUGAUAAAGAUUUUGUGACAUUUGCAGAGAUAACCAUGAAGGAUAGCAAUCAGUUUCAUGCAAUAUGUUUAGAUACAUAUCCACCUAUAUCUUAUCUCACAGAUGUGUCACGUCAGAUAAUCAGUUUUGUUCACCAGUUCAAUGACCAUUGUCAGCAAACUAAGGUAGCAUAUACAUUUGACGCUGGUCCAAAUGCUUGUUUAUAUCUAUUGGAAGAAGAUUUACCUCGGGUAGUAUCACUAGUUAAUCAUUACUUUCCACCACAAAAUAACGGCUUGACAUUAACAAUACAAGGUCGGCCAGUGACCUUACAGACACCAACUCAGGAAGAUAAAGAUGCUAUUAAUAUACCUGUUUCACCAAAUUCUAUCAAAUAUUUAAUAAACACUAAGAUAGGUAAAGGACCUCAAGUUUUGUCAGAUCCCAAAGAAUGUUUAUUAAAUGAUGACGGAUUACCAAAGUCUUUACAGAGCCAAUAAAGUGUCUUAAUUUUAACUUUUUACUUAUUAUAACUGUUGAGUUGAUUUGAUAUUUUAUAGCAGUACUAGCACAAUACACUAGUGAAUCAAUAUAUUUUGAUAUGACAUGCAACAAUAUCGCUACUUUACGAUUCUAGGCAUUCUGAACGUGUGUAAAAAUAUAUCUUGAUUGUCCAUUCGUAAAUAUAACAUGUUAGCAGUAAGAUGUCGACAUUUAAUAUAUUUAAUAUAUGUAAAAUAAAUGUGUGUAUAAAACAUUGAAAAUUCAAAGUUU
Lottia gigantea (owl limpet) is the source of this 1444-nucleotide messenger RNA. RefSeq lists its product as hypothetical. The transcript is spliced from 12 exons. Lineage: Eukaryota; Metazoa; Mollusca; Gastropoda; Lottiidae. Gene Ontology annotation, cellular component: cytosol. Gene Ontology annotation, biological process: isopentenyl diphosphate biosynthetic process, mevalonate pathway; isoprenoid biosynthetic process. The record is from RefSeq and is a predicted model, not a curated record. Gene Ontology annotation, molecular function: diphosphomevalonate decarboxylase activity; ATP binding. Bases 1 to 1170 code for a protein of 389 amino acids.